Messenger RNA from Carassius gibelio (silver crucian carp), 2708 nucleotides. Its product is annotated as endoplasmic reticulum-Golgi intermediate compartment protein 1. The transcript has 10 exons. NCBI's taxonomy places the organism in Eukaryota, Metazoa, Chordata, Actinopteri, Cypriniformes, Cyprinidae. The coding region runs from base 152 to 1024 and encodes 290 amino acids. The record is from RefSeq and is a predicted model, not a curated record. Gene Ontology annotation, biological process: retrograde vesicle-mediated transport, Golgi to endoplasmic reticulum; endoplasmic reticulum to Golgi vesicle-mediated transport. Gene Ontology annotation, cellular component: Golgi membrane; endoplasmic reticulum; COPII-coated ER to Golgi transport vesicle.
CCCCGACCAAUAGGAUUGUGCAAAGCGUCCUAAGCGGAUGUCACAUCCGGUCUGAACAGCCGGCAGGAUUGAAGGAAAAAUCUGGAGUAUUCCACUAGUUGUGUCGUUUAACUUUAAACACGCUUGACUUGAGUUUAUUCGUGCAGACACAAUGACUUUCGAUGUGCGGAGGUUCGAUAUCUACAGGAAAGUGCCCAAAGAUCUUACCCAGCCCACGUAUACUGGAGCUUUCAUUUCCGUAUGCUGCUGCUUCUUCAUGUUGUUCCUCUUUCUCUCAGAGCUGACGGGAUUCAUCGCUACAGAAAUAGUAAAUGAAUUGUAUGUGGAUGACCCCGAUAAGGACAGUGGGGGGAAGAUAGAUGUGAGUGUAAACAUCAGUUUGCCAAACUUACACUGUGAUUUGGUGGGUUUGGACAUCCAGGAUGAGAUGGGGAGGCAUGAAGUGGGCCACAUAGAGAAUUCAAUGAAAGUGCCUCUAAACAACGGUCACGGAUGCCGCUUUGAAGGGGAGUUCAGUAUUAAUAAAGUUCCAGGAAACUUUCACGUGUCAACACACAGUGCGACUGCUCAGCCUCAGAGCCCUGAUAUGACCCACAUCAUCCACAAACUCGCCUUUGGGGAGAAGCUUCAGGUGCAGCAUGUCCAGGGGGCUUUUAAUGCAUUAGGUGGAGCCAACAGACUUCAGUCCAACGCGUUAGCUUCUCACGAUUACAUUCUGAAGAUCGUCCCUACAGUUUACGAGGACCUGGGAGGGAAGCAGAGAUUUUCCUACCAGUACACUGUGGCAAACAAGGAGUAUGUGGCGUAUAGCCAUACUGGACGCAUCAUCCCUGCGAUAUGGUUUCGCUAUGACCUGAGUCCGAUCACAGUGAAAUACACAGAGAAGAGACAGCCCUUCUACCGCUUCAUCACUACUAUUUGCGCUAUCAUCGGCGGGACAUUCACCGUGGCCGGCAUCAUUGACUCCUGCAUAUUCACAGCCUCUGAAGCCUGGAAGAAAAUCCAGAUUGGGAAAAUGUCAUGAGUAUUCGUAUCUUUGCAUCAUGCCUUUUAUUUAUGCGAGCCAAACCUCUGCACACCUGUCAGUACAACCUGACCCACACUAGCCACAAGUGGAAAACAUCGUCACUCCAGUUCAUUUCUCGGUGUGCUCAUUUGGAUAGACUGGUUUUCAUCUCUAAACAUUUAAUAGAGUGUAUUACAGGGAUUUCAUUUGGAGGAUGUAGGUGGUUUCCUUACUUCACUGCCAUAUUCAUUCAGCCAAAAUGUUAAUAGUUAAACUAAUGUGGAAAGAACCGGUCUCACUCUUUGGAAGGAAGCCAGGGUUUCCUCAUUCAGAUAGACGUUACUGAGAUAAGUGUAAGUCUAUAGUGUUACAUACUUUGAUUGGUUUAAAUAGAAUUCCACAAGAAAUCAUAACUCUAUUCAAUGUGUACUUAUGAACUGAUCUGUUGGGUUUAUCUCAUGAAACCUGUCAAAGAGCAUGUCUCAUUGGAGUUUUGGGGUCUUAUUGCACCUCAUAGUGAAAUUAAAAUUAUUUUAAAACAUUUUUAUUAAUAAAUUAAAAAUAUUAUAAAAACAUUUUUACAUUGUGAUUUAUUUGCAUGACGAUUAAACCCAUUUACCCCAAUUCUCAUUACACUACAUGGAUAAUUAUGUAUAAUGCACAUCAUGGUAGUAUACUGUGUAAUUUUUUUUUUUUUUUUUUUUGCUUUUAAUAUGUGCAGAUUUUAAUUAUUUUACUGUAUUUAUACAGUAAUUUAUUACACUAAUGGGAAUUAUCAUUGAGAAAAAUGUCCAUAUGCAUUAUGGUAAUGAGAAUUUGGGGUUAAAUGUAUUUAAUUAUCAUGAAAUCUAUUUUAAUGUUCCUUAAAUUGGAUUGAUUUUCUUAUUUCUUUUGAUUUAUUUGAUUAGAUGUUUUAGGGUGAGCUAUGAGCUGUAUGUAUUUCAUGAGAUAAACCUGUAGGUUUUUAAGGAAGUGCAUGCUGGUCUUAUUUGGGUUAAGUUAAGUAAUGUGGAUUCCCAGAUUGACUUUUCAUGAUAUAUCUUGCACUCUGGUGGCAUUCUGAUUGUAGACCUGUAUUUUAGUUUGUUUGAUUGAAGGGAAAGUAUGAAUGUCGUCUUUUUUACCUGAAAGACUGCUGAAGGAAUGCUUUUUAUUUAUAUUCAUGCCUGUAAAGGUACUCUAAAUGGUUUAAUGAUACUUUUUAUUUCCUCAGUCCAUAAUGUUUAUUAACCUUUUAUUGUUGUGAAGACUAGGCUGGAAACGUGUUGUUUGUGUCUUGUCAAGUGUUCCCUCACAACACUUCCUGUCAGUGUUUUGACCGUGUUCUAAGAUCUGGUUGUACUGGUUACACAGGACUGUUCAACAUGAAAACAACUACGUGUCUAAUGUGUGACGCGUCCUUGCCACAAGUUGACAUGACAACAGAAGUGUAUUUUCACUUCAGAACGGAAACCACAGCCUACAUGUCAGCUUUGCGGCACAAACUACUUGGAUAUGUCAAGUCUUUAAGAAAUUUAAAGUUAAUUUUUUUUUUUGUCAAACGUUAAUCAAAACGAACCAUGAUUGUUGAGGUUCCAUACUCCUUUCAGAACGUAUAAUUUAGCCCUCCUUGAUUAUUUACUCACAUGAAUGUGGUCAUCUGGGCUGUGCCACUUUUUUCUGUCUUUGUUUACCAUGGUAAGAAUAAACCACAGCAACAGCC